AUGCCCCCUGGCCCUGCACAUGCCGGUUACCCGGACUGGGCCUGGGCUGGAAAGACAAAGCCACACCGCCAGCGGACAACAGCUAAUUCGCAAAAGAAGCCCAUGCUGCCCAUGCUGAUGCAUCAUGUUGGGGGACUUGAAACGGCAGCUGUCGCUCAGGUUGAUCCUCUUCCUGGCCUUGUCCAUGGUGCUCGUGGCAUUCAUGAGCGUAAUAUCUCAGCUGAGCACCCAGUCCGCAAUCAGAUCCUGAUCCUUGAAUGGGCUUCCUUAGCGACUUCAUUCUGUCUAAAAGUUGCUCAGUUCGACAUGGCUUACAUGUGCGGACAAUGUAAGGAGAUAAUUCGAAAGACAUCGACGAUGGAAUUGUGGAAGCGCCAGGUUUCGCCCAGAGUGUCUACUGGUUUGACGUCAAUGUACUGGAGCCUCGACUUUCGUGCCCCAUUGCUUUGCACGCUGAAUGCUGUGACAUCCCGCGUGAUGUCUCAGGAUCCAUUGGUGAUCGUGAUGGGGCUCGCCAACUUUGUGGUCUUUGCUGCUGGAACCGAGCUGCAGCAUGACCCGGAGGCAGUCCAGGAAGAACGAAGAACGCUCAUCAAGCUUGCGAGGAUAUACGCGUGUAUCUAG
This is a messenger RNA of Symbiodinium natans, 624 nucleotides long. The record is from the annotation of a GenBank genome assembly. NCBI's taxonomy places the organism in Eukaryota, Dinophyceae, Suessiales, Symbiodiniaceae.